Messenger RNA from Melospiza melodia melodia, 1209 nucleotides. RefSeq names its product zinc finger protein 436-like. Bases 104 to 739 code for a protein of 211 amino acids. Gene Ontology annotation, biological process: regulation of transcription by RNA polymerase II. Gene Ontology annotation, molecular function: RNA polymerase II cis-regulatory region sequence-specific DNA binding; DNA-binding transcription factor activity, RNA polymerase II-specific. The transcript has 2 exons. NCBI's taxonomy places the organism in Eukaryota, Metazoa, Chordata, Aves, Passeriformes, Passerellidae. The record is from RefSeq and is a predicted model, not a curated record.
GCUGAGCUGAGGGAAGCGUGCGGUCGCUCUGAACCCGGCCUGAAUUCGCAGCCCCCACCUGUGGGAUCAUCGCCCUCCCCAUCGCGCAGAGCAGGAGCUGAGCAUGGAGAGCAGGGAGGACAAAUGCCCACAGCAGAACCUGGUGGAAGAGGCCAUUUUGAGCAGCUCCACAGCACAGGAAGACAACGGGGAGGAAAAGGCCCAGAGAUGCCACACGAGGAGGAGCUGCAAACGCAGCUGGCCAGGAUCUGAGGGGGAAAGAGCCAGCCUGGGCCGGGAAGGCAGCUGGAGAUGGAGCCAGAGCUCAGAGCUUGUGCUCCAUGAGCAGCUCCAUGAUGGGGAGAAGCCCCACAUGUGCAUGGAGUGUGGGAAGAGCUUCAGCCUGAGGUCCAACCUGAUCAGGCACCAGAGGACCCAAACUGGGGAGAGGCCCUACGAGUGUGGGGAGUGUGGGAAGAGCUUCAGCCUGAGCUCUCACCUGAUCCACAACCAAAAGCUCCACACUGGGGAGAGGCCCUACGAGUGUUCCAAGUGUUCCAAGGGAAGGGGUUUCGGGUCAAGUCAGAUCUCCUCCAUCACUAUUGGAUUCACAGAGAGGAGAGGCCCUUCCAAUGUCCCAGCUGCGGGAAGGGAUUCAAGUACAACUCUGCCCUCGUCACCCACCGGCGCAUCCACACAGGGGAGAGGCCCUACGAGUGUCCCCAGUGUGGGAAGAGCUUCUCCAGCAGCUCUAACUUGACCCAACACCAAUGGAGGCACCGGUAAGGGAAGGCCUGCAAGUGCCCCGAGUGUGGGAAGAGCUUCGUGCGCUGCUCCAGCUCCAUCCCCCACUGGAGGAGGCACUUUGGGCACAGCCCUGGUCACUCAUAUUCCCUGUGAUCCAUGUUGGGAACACACCUGGCUCCUUCUCCUUUUGGUUUGGCUUACAUUUUUUUUCUCUUCUCCAUGUCUUUGCACUGCAAAAUCCAAGAGGGAUCAAUCUGUCACCUCCAAACCACUCAAAUCCCACUGAAAAUAACUGAAUUUUAACCCAAUAGGGCUCAAUCCCACCUCAAAUUGCUUGUUCCCGCCUCACAAAAACUCAGUCCCAUGCCAAACUCGCUCCCUUCCACAGCCACCAGGGUGAGUUGGGGUUGGGAGGUGGUUGGUAGAAGUGGGAUCCCAAUGUGGAGCAGUGGGAUGGGGAUUGUGUGAGGUGGCUGGGUGGGA